This is a messenger RNA of Fundulus heteroclitus (mummichog), 1265 nucleotides long. It is a transcript of the gene pabpn1l, whose product is annotated as PABPN1 like, cytoplasmic. Bases 153 to 941 code for a protein of 262 amino acids. The transcript is spliced from 7 exons. Gene Ontology annotation, molecular function: RNA binding. The record is from RefSeq and is a predicted model, not a curated record. Lineage: Eukaryota; Metazoa; Chordata; Actinopteri; Cyprinodontiformes; Fundulidae.
UCCGGCCCUGGUAGCAAGCUUCCCUCCCUCCUUCCCUGUCUCAUUCAUCCUCCUCCUCCUCCUCCUGCAUCCCUGUCACGUGGCCUCCACUGUGUCUCCAGCGCGUGAUGACGAGCCUCGCACACAGGUCCUAAUAUGUCUGAGCAGUGAGCAUGGCGGAAAAUCAUAUGGAGUACCGCUACCUCGAGGGCGAGCCUAUGGGGGAGCAUUUCAUCGAGGACCCGGAGCUCAUGGCCAUCAAGGCCAGGGUUCAUGAGCUGGAAAUGGAAGAAGAGACUGAAAAAAUGAAGGAGGAGGAGAGAUGUGACGCCGAGGAUAUGCAGCUCCUGACCAGCAGCUCUCGGCCUGGACCGUUCUACAGUAUGACUCCCGAGGAGAGGAUAGACGCAGACAACCGAUCCAUCUAUGUCGGAAAUGUAGAUUAUGGAGCUACUGCAGACGAGCUGGAGAUCCACUUCAACGGCUGCGGUCCUGUGAACCGAGUUACCAUCCUGUGUGACAGGUUCUCGGGCCAUCCUAAAGGCUUUGCUUACAUUGAGUUCUCUGAUCGAGAUUCGGUGCAGAGUGCCAUUGGUUUGCAUGAGACGGUGUUCAGAGGACGGGUUCUUAAGGUGUUGCCCAAGAGAACCAACAUGCCCGGUAUCAGCACCACAGACAGGGGAGGACACAGAGGAGGUCACACCAGAGGCAGAGGCCGCGGCUACCGUCCCCCCAGGUACCAGAACAGUUCUCGGGGCAGGUUCCGGUAUCAGUCCUCAAGACCACAGCACCAGUCCCCCCACCCGUACUACGGAGGACCAUCAGCAGGAAAGAGACAGUGGGGCCAUAUGGACUACCAUGAACAAACUCCAAAACGUUACCCCUGUCUGCUUCUCAUCACGCCGCCAUCUGAAGAUCUCGGGGCAGAGUCGAGCGGACAGCACUACCCUCAGCAGCGUUAGAACUACUAACACAAUUUACCUGGGCUGGGUGGAAGGGAUUUUUAAACAGUAUGUGCUUUCCAGCAUCAAUUAAGUAUUGUGAUGUCUAGGCUGGACCUGUGUCAACUAUUUUCAGGUGACAUCUGGCAGCAGCUGACUGGGGUUGGUGCGCUAUAAGUUUGUUGCUGUGAAUGCAUGUGACAGUUCUCGAGUUGCAUCUGUUUUUAAAAAAAACUGUGGUUUUGUUUUGUAAUGUAUAACCCCUCUGUGUGUAACUGACAAGCUCUUUGCUACGUGAAUGAAUAAAUAAAAAUAAUUGAACACUCCAAGGAGCAGUAAAAGACA